This is a messenger RNA of Pangasianodon hypophthalmus (striped catfish), 5544 nucleotides long. Its product is annotated as immunoglobulin superfamily member 3. Lineage: Eukaryota; Metazoa; Chordata; Actinopteri; Siluriformes; Pangasiidae. The record is from RefSeq and is a predicted model, not a curated record. The coding region runs from base 57 to 4304 and encodes 1415 amino acids. The transcript is spliced from 12 exons.
CCUGCACAAAUGCGCAAAUGGUCUUAUGGUGACAAACUGAGCCUGUGCAGUUUAAAAUGUUUCUUCUUCAGCCUCAGCUGUGGCAGCUCCUUGUGUUGAUGUGCCUCGGGGGACUCCUGCAGACUGAUGUUUGUGGAGGUCAGCAGUCAGUACAGAUCCAGAAUGGUCCAUUGUAUCGUGUGAAAGGAUUUCCAAUGUCCAUCUCCUGUAAUGUUAGUGGCCUUGACAAUUCAAAGACUCAAGAUUUUGCUUUUUUAGUGUAUAAACCACAGAAACCAGAUAACGCACUCCAGAUUAUUAGCACUGGUGACCUAAAUUAUGCUUAUGCAGUGUACUCUAAAAGAGUGCGUGAGAAAAAUAUUGUGAUUGAAAGGCUCUCAGGGACUUCAGUUCUCUUCCACAUUAAGUCUCUGAAAGCAGACGAUUCUGGAAAAUACGAAUGUUUCACUCCAAAUACCAAUGGAGUGUAUUUCGGAAGCUACAGUGCAGAAACAACAGUGACUGUGAUUGAGGAUACUCUGAUGGCAUCCUACACUGGACCUGCAUCUCAUAGCAUCUCUGUGGGUGAAUCCCUUCAACUAAAAUGCCAAGUUUCCAGUCAGACCUUCCAACACACUCAUCUGUCUGUCACAUGGUAUCUGCGUAGUAGCAGUGACACUUGGCCCAUCAUCAGUUUGGACCGAGAUUUAACUGUAAGGCCUGGACCAGAGUUUGUAGCUAGAUACCAUUCUGGGCUCAUAGCUAUGCAGAAGAUAGAAGACACCACCUACAUCCUCAAGAUAAGGCAGGUACAGCAGUCUGACAGUGGUGAGAUCUACUGCCAGGCUGAAGAGUGGGUCCAAGACCCAGAUCGCUCUUGGUUUAGGAUUUGCCACAGGAACACCGCAGGCUCCAACAUAGAGGUCAAAGCUCUAGCCACAGCUCGUGAUGAUGUGGGACCUUUCGUUACUCAAAUUCAGGUUCUGAAAGGGGACCUUGAGGAAGGAGACAUGAUGGAGAUCCACUGCAGCAUAGAGGCUCAGAAUCUAAUUGGACAUUUCUUCUCCAUGACUUGGCUGAGAAACAACAAGAAAGUGGCUCAAAUUGGCCCCUCUGGCGUGCUGUCUGUAGAUGACACCUACGAGAAAAGAGCGAAUGAUGGUGAGAUGAGGAUUGUGAAGAAGGAGGAUACAAUGUUCAUUCUCACUAUCCAACCAGUCAGGGCUGAAGAUCAGGGCAUAUAUCAGUGUAGAGCUGCUCAAGAGGAGAAGACAGAGACCGGGGCCUUCAUCAGUGGAAAAAGCCAGCUAUCACGUGAAGAAACUGUGCGUAUCAGAGCUGAAGAGAGUGGUCUGGCUUUGGUUAUGACAAAGAAGCCGGUUAUUGUGACUGAAGGAGAAGCACUACAAAUCAGCUGCAGUGUCUCUGGAGCCAAAGGGCUGCUGUCUGUGUCAUGGCAGCACAAAAAACCUACAGGCGGCUCUUUCAGUGAUGUCAUAACCCUGAGUCGUGAGGGGGUGAUGGGAGCUGUAGCGGCUGAGUAUCAGCACAGGGGCUUGCGCAUAUUUCGUUCUAAUGUUUCUGAUUUCAUUUUUGAGUUAAGUGGAGCUCUUCUGUCUGACAGAGGUGAAUAUAUGUGCACUGUGUCUGAGUGGAGCAUGGAGAGCAAUGGCAAUCUGAAGAAAGUGAACAGCCAGUCACAGCAAGGCCAGGUUUCUGUUAAUUCUAUCGAUUCUCUUGUAAAAGUGGGAUUGAAAAGUCGUGACGUACAUGUAACUGAGAACUCUGUAAUAAAAAUGAUCUGCUCAGUAAAAGCACCUAAAGUUUCCUUAGCUGUGACUUGGAAGUUUGCACCACAUAAUUCAACUGCUCAAAAAAACAUUGUAUGUAUGGACCUUACUGGGGGCAUAUCCUGUGGAGGAGGGCAGCGGGACUAUCAGCUAGAAACUCAAGUGCGAGAAUCAGGCACAGAUUUUAUUCUCACUGUGUUGAGAGCAAGUAAGCGGCAUGAGGGACGUUACGCAUGCCAGAUUGAUGCAUAUGACAAAAAUGUUCAGAAAACCAACAAACUCUCCAAUCUACUGGCCAUCACUAUACUCAGACCUGUUAGCAAACUAUCUGUCUCCGCCAAUCUUAAGUCUCCUCUGAAAAUCCAAGCCAACAGUGACAGUGUGAUUGAUUGCUUGGUGACCUCAGCAACUUCUAAUUCUUCCUGUUUUGAGGUAACAUGGAUACAUGGUACACGGACUCUGCUGAAAAUGGAACUAGAAGGGGUGGUCACUCUGGAGAUGGACGAAAGGAUCAGCAUAAGAAGGACUAAGAGACAGACCUUCCAACUGAUGAUAAAACAGGUUAAAUCAACAGACAGUGGACACUACCACUGUUCAGUACAGGAAUGGAUUCAAGAUCCUGAUGGCAUCUGGUAUAGUCUUGGCACAAAGUCUGUCACCAUGGAACUAGAAGUCUUUGCAAAAGAAAGUGAUUUCAGCAUGGACAAAUCUAAUGUUCAACUGGAGGCCACGGAGGGAGAACAGGUGGAACUGAGCUGCUCACUGGGGCCUGGUGGACUUGACCCCACAUUUCGUUACUCUCUGAGCUGGUUCUUUCAAAGCCAAGAUCAGAGUUUGUCCACAGUUAAGCUGCUUACCUACAGCCAUGAUGGACGUCUGCAGUUCCAAGAAUCUGAUCCAGAACUUCAACAUAGACUUUGUUUCUCCAGACCCACUAUUAAUGUCUUCCAUCUGUCUAUCUUGAAUUCCAACCCAUCUGACAGUGGAAGCUAUUACUGUGAGGUAGAUCGGUAUCAAGCUGAUUGUAAAAGCAAAUGGGAAAGCAAGGGGAGUGACAAAUCUGGUUUUACCAAUGUCAGUGUACAUUUUAUAGAGAAUAAGCUGCAAGUACACAAAGUCAGUCGCUUUCUCAAUGUUAGUGAUAUUCAAACUGGCUUCGUGGUGGAAUGUGAGAUCAGCUCCCGCUCCAGUGAUAAGUCUGUGUUUGAAGUGACCUGGUCCAGGAGGCAGCGAGAUGAGCUGCCCCUGACCAUUUUCACUGCAAGUCGAGAUGGCACUCUACACAGCACAAUCCUUGAUAGAACUCUGGUGUAUGACCGGCCCAGUACCACCCGCUACACACUCACUGUGCCCAAUGUUGAUCCCUCUGAUAAUGGCCAGUACCAGUGUCAGGUUGUGGAAUGGCUACAGACAGCUACUAACACUUGGAGGAAGGUGGCAGAAGACAAAUCAGGAGAACUCUCUAUCAAUGUAGAGGUCAAGAUCAAAUCAAGUGAAGAUACUUUCACUUUGGAGAUGCCUGCCGCUCAUCAAAACGCCACAGAGGGAGAGCAGUUGGACAUUAGUUGUUCUAUUAAUUUUGAUAAAAUGGACCCCACCUUCCAGUACACUCUCACCUGGGUUGUGGAGAGGCAGGGCUCCAGUGCCAGCACUUUUUUACUAAGCCAUACCUAUAAUGGCUAUCUAGGAUAUCAAUCAGAGAACAAGCAGCUCAAUGGCAGGCUACUGUUUUCCAGGCCCACACCCAAAAUCUUUUCUCUCACUAUUUUGAAUUUGGAUCCAUCUGAUAGUGGAAACUACCAAUGCAGGGUUGAACAGUACCAAUUUGACUGUGAAGGCAAGUGGAAAAAGAGGGGAUCUCCACAACUGGUUUCAACUAUGGUCAAUGUGCACAAAACAGAGAGUAACCUGAAAGUACGCAAAGUCAGUCCCUUUCUCAAUGUUAGUGAUAUUCAAACCGGCUUCGUGGUGGAGUGUGAGAUCAGCUCCCGCUCCAGUGAUAAGUCUGUGUUUGAAGUGACCUGGUCCAGGAGGCAGAAAGAUAAGCCGCCCCUGACCAUUUUCACUGCAAGUCGAGAUGGCACUCUACACAACACAAUCCUUGAUAGAACUCUGGUGUAUGACCGGCCCAGUACCACCCGCUACACACUCACUGUGCCCAAUGUUGAUCCCUCUGAUAAUGGCCAGUACCAGUGUCAGGUUGUGGAAUGGCUACAGACAGCUACUAACACUUGGAGGAAGGUGGCAGAAGACAAAUCAGGAGAACUUUCUAUCAAUGUCACAGUCUACCAUGCUGAUGGUCUUUCCCAUAAAAAUGCAUGCUCUUCUGGAAUAAUACUGGGCAGCCUAAUUCCUCUGCUUUUCCUCCUGCUUGUGGGUGUAAUAAUUCUGCUGAUUAAAGUUCAGAAGACAAGGUCUACUUCAAAAAACCAGAAGAACUCUCUAUGGGUUGAAAAUACCCCACUCAAGGCUAUUACAGAUACAGCAACAGCGAGGCCGCGAAUUAGCCAUCAUCUCAGUCUCCAGUUAGCUUAGCCUGUUAGCUAGCUAGCUAGUCGUGUGAGGGAGAGAGAGCGACGUUGCUAAAGUUCGGCGCUGUGCCUCGAGAUGCCCGCGAUGUUGGAAAAGGGUACGACGGAGAUUUCAGGGAAAAGAAGAAACUCGGUGAACAACCCAACAAAAAGUUUUACUUCCAACGGCAACAGUGAUGGCGAGCAGGGUAAGUGACGGGUGGUAGCAGGCCCGGGUUGGCUAAUCGGGAGCAGCGGGAGGAUUCCCGGUGUUGUCAUGCCACUGGGUUGAAAUACAGAUGUCUGUUAUUGAAGUUACAUGUUAUUUGUUGUAAUGACCCUGACAAGAAGUGCAUUCAGCAUUGGGGAAAAAAAAUAACAUAUUUUUACUCAAAAAUAAUAUAUCUAUGGUAUAUUGCUUGUGUGUUUUGAAGACACUCUUAAUUCAUUUGUAAUGUAUUUGUAAUACAAAAAAGUACACUUUAAUAUCACUAAUCAAGCAUGCAAUUAUCUUACACAGGCAUAUACUUAAAGUGUACUAAGUAUAUUUGAAAUUGUUCCAAUUUAGCACAUAAAAGUACACUAAAUACACUUAAAGUUAUGCUUUACUACAAUUUAAUUACAACUAAAAUAUACUUAGCACAAAGUUGUUCCAAAAUAGCACACUUCAAGUUAACUAAUCAUUAACACACUUAAACUAUACUGACAGUUAGUCUGGCUGCAAGUAUACUUAGCAUAUUUUUUUUUCACUAGAGAAUAUCACAAGACUUUAGAGUUACUGAUUCACAAAAUGCACCAUGUGGUGAAGGCAACAACUACAGAUCAUCUGUAAGGAGUAAUGUUACAUGGUAACAGUAAACAGUAGGGAAGCUUUAUAAAGAAUAAAGACAUGCUUUUAACUUUCAUAGUAUUAUAGUAUUACUGUACAUUCUCAUGUGUUCCUAUGUAUGAGUUUAAGCAUCAAUGGCACAGUUAUUUAAAAACAUGAAACAGCUGUACUUGUCACAUCACCAUGUAAAAAGGAAGUUAGUUUUUGUGGUAGUAUGUGCUGUGCAAAGACUUUUGACUAACAGCUUGUGGUUUGUGCUGUCACAUAAGCAGUACAACAAACACACAAUGGAAAAAAACUAGAUUCAACAAAAUAUUUCUACAUGUGUCUUUGCUUUGGAUAAAUGACGUUAGUGUAUUAAUAGCUAGCAUAAAAUGUAUGUAAUGCAUGUACAUAAAAAGAGUAAUUUUUAUUCAGUUUUUUUUUAGGUGUGUGU